ACAACUUUAUUACAGCAAGAUAAAAUUGUCAGAACUCACAUUAUCAGUCAUGAAGACCAUUCUUGUGUUACUAAUGCCCAUUUGGUUUGGGAACGUUGCAGUGGAGGCACUGCGGUGUUAUGCCUGUGAUUACACAAUCAGCAAUGCUCAAUGCAACCAGAACAUAGAGAACUGCUUGGUCUCAAAUGACACCUGCAUGACCGCCGUCUCCCAAAUCUUGGGGAUCCAGUACAUGUCUAAGACCUGCACCACCAGCUUGACAUGUAGAACAGCCGCCUCCACCAUCACCAUUCCAGGAGCCUUAUUGGGGAUCCAGGUCAGCUGCUGUCAGACUGACCUCUGUAACGUCAAUGGUUCAUCAGUCUCUGGACUCAACUUCAUGUUGCUCAGCUUGUCUUUUCUCUUAUCUGGCCUGGUUUUGUCUCUGUGAAACUCUGUGAAGUUUUUGAAAUGAAUGAAUGAACAACUGAAAUCAAUAUGUGGGUUCAUCUUUGCUGGUUUUUUUGUUUGUUCUUGUUGCUCAUCCUCAGGAUCUAUGUCGGAUAGGAAAGAAAUACAAAGUUUUCCUAUCUGUGCUGUUUACUGUGUAUCUGAAUCAAGUUUUCGAAAUGAAUGAAUAUGAGCAACUGAAAUAAAUAUGUGUCAAUCUCU
Messenger RNA from Oncorhynchus tshawytscha (Chinook salmon), 651 nucleotides. Its product is annotated as prostate stem cell antigen-like. The transcript is spliced from 3 exons. Bases 50 to 430 code for a protein of 126 amino acids. NCBI's taxonomy places the organism in Eukaryota, Metazoa, Chordata, Actinopteri, Salmoniformes, Salmonidae. The record is from RefSeq and is a predicted model, not a curated record.